This is a messenger RNA of Brassica oleracea var. oleracea, 2247 nucleotides long. RefSeq lists its product as uncharacterized. Lineage: Eukaryota; Viridiplantae; Streptophyta; Magnoliopsida; Brassicales; Brassicaceae. Bases 1 to 2247 code for a protein of 748 amino acids. The record is from RefSeq and is a predicted model, not a curated record. The transcript has 3 exons.
AUGGUCCGUAAAACACGUUCUCAACAACUGGUUGACGACGACGCCCCCGCUACUCAACAAUCUAUCCAUGAUCUUCAAGCACAGAUCACAGCUCUCGUGGCUGACCUAACCACACAACAAGCUGCCCCUGCACAUCACCGGCAACACGAAGAACAAAACAACAACAGCAACAAUUCAGACAAGGAUGCAAACCCGUUUGCACCACUGCGUCAACAACAAGACCGUCGCCUUAAUCAGCACAACACCAAUCUCAACAAUUCAGAUUCAGAUGAAGAAGACAAUAGGGCGUCUUGGAAACGCUGUUUCAAACUUGAAAUUCCAGAAUUCAAUGGCUCUACAGGGGCUGAAGAACUCUUGGAUUGGUUUGUAACGGUGGAGGAGAUACUAGAAUUCAAACAGAUCCCUCUAGAUCGUUGUGUUCCUCUCAUCGCUAUCCGUUUUCGUGACAGAGCGGCUGCAUGGUGGUCUCAGAGUAAGACGACUUGCGCUCGUCUAGGCAAAACAAAGAUUAGUUCAUGGGAUACAUUAAAAAGAGAGAUGCAAAAAAAAUUUUUGCCAUACAACUAUGAACAAUUGAUGUUUCAGAAGUUCCAGAAUCUUCGACAAGGAUCAAAGACCGUCGAUGAAUACGCAACGGAAUUUUUCAAGAUGAUCAAUCGAGUCGAAAUCCAAGACACAAAAAAACAAUUGGUCAUGCGAUUCAUCGGAGGCCUGCGGCAACAAAUUCAGUUCAUUUUGAAUUUAUUCCAACCACAGUCGAUCUCUGAAGCUCAUCAACAAGGUAUUGCUAUCGAGGCUCAAGCUUGCGGUGGCUUUCCGACUUGGGGAAACAACAAACAGUCACGUACCACUUCGACUCCGGCCUCGUCUGGCACCGCGAACGAUGUUACUCCGUCAAAAACAGAGACAACCAUUGUUCCCACUGAUGCACAAAAACAAGGUCGACCAGGAUGUCUAAACAGGGCUCGGCGCGGCCUGCUCCUUGAAGACCAGUAUGCUGACGACGAUGGUCCCAUCUACGAUGACGACGACCUAGGUGAGACCGAAGAACUCGUCGCCGACUCCGGAGCUUCAUGCACUGUCAAGGGCAAAGUAUGCCACUUCAUCAUUGAUUUUGGCAGUUCCGAGAACGUCAUCUCAGCAGAAGCAGUUAAGAAGCUUGAGUUACCCGAAGAACCACACCCGUCUCCUUACAAAUUGGCUUGGCUCCAACAAGAUAAUGACCUCACCAUUACUCGCCGGACGUUGGUUUCAUUCUCUAUUGGAGAGUCCUACCAUGACAAAACUUAUUGUGAUAUAGCCCCAAUGGAUGCUUGUCAUAUCCUUUUGGGACGACCAUGGGAAUUGGAUCGGCAUGUCAUUCACGAUGGGUUUCUUAACACAUACACCUUUCGCUUUAACAAUCGUACUUUCGUGUUAAAACCCUCCUCGCCAAACUCCAUCACCUCCCUGUCCUCCCCAACAUCACAGAAACCCGCACCAGUCUUACUACUUCAGCGCGCGCCUUUUAAAAACUUGAUGCAUGAAACCGGAGUUGUCUUCCUCCUUGUGCUCGCACCAGCCUCACCUACAACGCCAUCUACUCAACCACAGCUUCAGAACCUCGUAACAGAAUUCUCCGACGUCUUUCCAGAAGAACUACCAUCUAGUUUGCCGCCGUUGCGCGAUAUACAACAUCGCAUAGACCUAGUGCCGGAUGCAUCAUUACCAAAUCGAUCUCAUUAUCGUAUGAGCCCAUCUGAACAUGAAGAACUGCGUCGUCAAGUCGAGGAACUCUUGACCAAAGGAUUUUUACGAGAAAGCCUUAGCCCGUGUGCGGUCCCCGCUUUGUUGAUUCCUAAGAAAGAUGAAACUUGGCGGAUGUGUGUUGAUAGCCGAGCUAUUAACAAAAUCACAGUUCGUUAUCGAUUCCAUGUUUCGAGAUUAGAUGACUUACUCGACAAGAUUGGAUCCGCAUCGAUCUUCUCCAAGCUCGACUUACGCAGUCGCUACCAUCAAAUUCGAAUUCACCCGAUUGACGAAUGGAAGACAGCAUUCAAGACUCGCGAAGGCUUAUUUGAAUGGUUGGUAAUGCCGUUUGGUCUAUCUAAUGCUCCUAGCACCUUUAUGCGCAUCAUGAACCAGGCUUUAAGGCCAUUUAUUGGAAAGUUCGUGGUGGUUUACUUUGACGAUAUUCUCGUCUUUAGUUCUUCCUUUCAUGACAACAUCAUGCACCUACGUGACGUCCUAACCGUUUUUGAGGCGUGA